AACUUAAAUCUGAUUUGACGGUGGGGCGAACGAAGAACCGACGAAUAAUCUGAAGAAAACGCGAUGUCGUCAGCUUCGGGUGUGCUCGUUCGGUGGCGGGAGGUACCGAAAAUUUCCGAAACCCUGCGUGAAUGGGCGAACGCGCAAAAGUUGAGGCCGAUGGGUGCCGAACGGCUGUCGCAGGGGCAGUCGGAUACUCGACCGGUAGAGGAGCUAGUGGGCCGAAGUGCCGGGACGAUGCCAGGCGAGGAGGCACUCGGGAGGCAGGGAGGGCAUGCGAGCGGAGCAGGAGCAGUUCAGUCGCCGCCAUUGCUGGCCCCCCGCGCUCGAAUUCGCGACACUCGUGCGUGGAGCCGAUUUUCCGAUAACCUAAGCUCCCUGCGAGGGCCCCAAGCGCGCCCCCCUGAUGCAGAAAUACUGCACCGAACUCACCGAAAGAUUGUUGAAAUCCCUUGACAAGGAAUACAAUGUUGUCGAUAUGGGAGCUGUUGUGGAUGUCAUCACGGCCCUGGAAAAAACGACGAUUACCAAAGAGGUGCUUGAGAUCACAAGGCUUGGAAAGUAUAUCAAUGAGCUUCGACGUAAAACGAGCAAUGAUGCUCUGGCUAAAAGGGCUAAGGAUUUGGUACGUCGGUGGCGAGAUAUGGUUUUGCCCUCGGCCCACACCACACCGCAGCCCACACCGGCUGAUACCGCACCAGUUGCUCUUAAUGGUGCAAAACCGCAAAGUCCAGCUUUGAGGUGUCUAAAGCCUCAGAGUCCAGCCCUUAGGGGUCUCAAGCCACAGAGCCCUUUAAUAAAGGAUACUACACCAUUGAGGGUGCUGAGUCCGGCUCUAUCGGUGCAUAGUGACCGUUCGCACUCGCCACAUACAACCCCGAAUAAGACGACGAUUAAUGCGACAACUAAUCACAAACCAAACUUUGACGAAUCUCCCAAAUUUGGACCUGCCAUACAGAAUCAUGUGACAGAAGCUGUCCCGCGCACUCACAGUUCAAACAAACGCCUGCGAAAAGGUGAUUCAGAAAAUUUACAUUCAUCCAGGACUCCAGGUGAACCUUUCACAAAGAGGCAGCGUUUAAAUGGAGAAAAUGUGAACAGUAGCUUAAAUUCGCAAGUGCCUAGCCCCCUGUCAAAGGAGCGAAUUCCCGAGAAGUCUGUGGAAUCUAUUGUGGAAUUGGAAGUUCCUAUUGGACCCAAAAAACGAGGUCGAAAAAAGGGAAGCAAGUCUGUAAAAAAACAACAGCUGGUCGAAGAUCAUGUUAAAGAAAAGUUGGCCAGCAUGUCACGAAAUCCAAAACUGAAAACGACCCAAGAAUUAUUAGCUGACCUCCAAGCAAGAGGAUCUAAUUCAAAUUCGAUCGUGACAUCUAGUCAGAAUAAAAAGGAACCACCUAGUACAGAGGAUGUGCUGAGAUCUAGCGAACAUGUUGCCAAGUAUUUGGAAUCGCAAAGCGAUAUCCUGCGAGUAUCAGGCGACAGUGCUUUACAAACACGGCUGAAAUCCAGUGAUAACGACCGUAAGGUAUCAAAGUAUAGAGAUUUUGGUGGCGGCGAUACAAAUUCUAACCUUAAGUCUAGAGAUAGUCCUCCGAGAACUUCAAAAGACCUAACGGUUGAAGAGAUUUUAGCGAAGCUGCCUCCCUUAGAUUUAAGCUCAAUUGUUUGGAGUGAUAAUGAAGAGGAAAAAGAAGAGGAUGUUGGUACAGAGUGCCGGCAGCGUAAGAUAACUCCUGAAGACUUGGAAAUUCUCCACACGCAGCACGUGGAAGGUCUAAAUGGUAACUUUCAGCCAAAGCUAUCAUCCCUAACUUUAAACGUAGAAAAUGAUAAAAACGAAGUGUCAAAUAUGGAUGUAACCGAUAUAGUCGCGAGUGACUUGUCUAACAGUAAAAAGCAAGAAACUCAUAACAAAGGUACAGCCAUGCAGACUAGUGAUAAAUAUGGCAGUCAAAAGGACACAGAGUUUCGAGAGUGGCACGAAUUGCUGGCCCGGUCCAGCUACGAUGACCAGACCCUCCACAUAUUGCCUUACGUUAUAAUUGAUUAGUGAUUUUUAUUGUCUAUUGCCCAUUAAUUAAUCGAUUGGUUGAUUAAAACUAUUUCUAUUAAAUUUAUGAUCAUUGGUUAUUAUUAUUCUUAUUCUUAUUCUUAUUCUUAUUAUUAAUAUUGUUGUUGUUGUUAUUAUUACUACCACUACUAUUACUAUUACUACUAUUAUUAUUAUCAUCAUCAUUAUUAUUUCAUAUUAAUAUUAGCAUUAUUAUUAUUAAUUAGAUGUAUUUUUUGGUUCGAGUAACGAGCUAACCAGUAAUGGAUACAUCUACAAUAGACUUCUGAAGCUCAUUCCAAGAACGAUAGAUGUGUUGUAAUCUACUAUGAAAGUUUAUGUCGAUGUUUUUUUUUCUUCGAACUUGGUACUGUGCUCUGUUUUUUUAUAUGGGUAUUACAUAAAAAUUUUCUCGUUUCCAAAUAGUUCAUGACACAAUAAAAUAUCGUAUUCUAUCUGUGGAAUACAAUUACUUUUUCGCGAUUUGCUAUUCAAAUGGAUGAGCUACAAGAAGUAUUCAAAAUGUAUGUAUUAUCGGCACCGAACCCUCGGAUGUCGCGAACGGAUUGUGAAGGAGCCCGAAGACCUCGUUAAACUUUUUAAUAUUAAGAUUUUUUUGCAUAAAACAUGUAAAUAGUAUAUCAUAGCCCUGAAUGAUAAUUUUAGCAGAAAGUAUCCAAUAUAAAUUAUUAAUUAAAAUAACAAUGGAUUAAUCGUAAUAAAAACAUAACUACGAUAGGUACUUCGAACAAUACAUGACUUGACUCAGCAACCUUAUUCAGUGGCUGUGUAAUGAUAUUCAACUAAGAUAUUUUGUUUCAAGCCCCUAAUAUAAUUUGAUCAUUAGAAACAAGAACCAUUCAUAUCACAUGUGUUCCUUUAAGCAGAAGACUUUAAGCAGAGGAAAAUUGAAGAAAAACAACAAAAUGUUAGUGGCAUAUUAUAAAAUUACUGUGACUCGUAAUUUUCUCUGACCAUAAGACAAACGCAUAGCUGUUACUUCAUAGUUACAAGUUAUUUGUUGUUAUUACUUGGCAUUGUAAAGAAUUCCCAUUUCGUAUUAUUCUUUCCGGUCAUGUAUUGUUCGAUAUAUCGAUCAUAUUUAAAAAGGAAGAUGAUUUAAUGCAGAAAAAAUCCAAGGAGCAAAAUAUUUAGUAAAGUACUGCUAAAUAAUAAAAUAUGUGCCGAGAUUUUGCGCGUGAGAAUGAUUUUAAACGAACGCUAAAGAUAUGCAUGAAUGUUGUGUUGGGUCGAAUGGUAUACAUGUUAAGUCACAGCGAACACCGAGCAAUUUAAAGGCAUCAAAAGAUGAUGUUUCUUUGUCAACGAACUAUCAGUUAUCAUGCUAAUAGAUAAAACAGAAAUAUUUCAAUUACUGGACUCACAUAAAAUUAUAACAGAAUGAACUUUUUUUUCUAUUUCAAAUUAGCAACUCAUGAACUACAUUACAUCUAUCAAAUUUGUAUCCAAACUUUCAGUGUGUAUUGCACAAGCCGGCUUGUCCAAUUUUAUUAUGCUACCUUUCAGUGCGGUCAAUUAUUAAACAUUCUGGAGCGCUAGUGAUAAUCUUUAGAUUUUAACUGAAGGAUUCAUCGAAUUGGCUGGGCCAAUUUGUUGCCACCCGUCAAAAAAUUCCAUUUAUUACCAUGCUCAAGUGCGUUGUUACAAGCCCUCUUUGGCAGUUUGUCUCCACUAUUCAAUAAUAAAUGUUGCAUUUUUCGAUAAGCUGCUCUUAGUUCUUGGUCCUAUGAGACACCACAUCUAAACUGAACAGUACUGCAUAAUAAUUCAUCAACUCGUAUGAUUUCAGGUAAUAAAUAACUUGUAUACCAGGUAAACAGAAAUUGGCUUGGAAAUCGGUUCAACGAAAAAUUCAGUUACUAAAUAUUUUUCAAUAGCAGUCGACUAUACGCGAUUUAGGCAAUUCGAUUGUGCGAUUCAAACUAAUUUUCUCUUAUAGAAAUUGUUUACAAUUAGCAUACAAAUUAUACUUACAUUUUGAUGUUCACGAAUCAUGUGUGCCAAUUAUUAUCUUAUUAUUUUCACCAAAGAAAACUUCGUGUACGAAUGUAUGAGAAAAAAAAACAAAUCACCGAAAUAAAAAUGUUAUAUCGCUGAGUGAUGUUGUCAGAAUAGUACAGUAUUACCAGGUAUGCCUUGAUGAAAGCAUAACUCUUGCGUUUUCUGAAUGAACAAUUUAAACUAACGAAGAACAAUAAAGCUAAUCGAAAUAUAGGACAAAUUGUAAUACCGCAUUGUGUAUCAACAAUAUCGACUUAACGACAAUGCUAAACGUGAAUUGCCGGAGAGAAGAGACUUCUAGUAUUGUUUGACUUGCAAUUUCAUCAUUAUAGAUGUACAGGGCUCCAACAUCUUUGGUGAACUUUGGCUAUCUUGUAGAGAAACAUCGUCUUUAAAAGCCUCAUGAACUAUCAAAAUACACUUACAGACUAUCACUGAGAUAUAUUAAUUAUAAUUGAAUAAAUAUUUUUCAUAUCUGCAAACUAAAACUUUUCGUUCUCUUUGUCAUUUUAUUUUUUUAAAAUAUCGGCUUUUUGAAUGCAUUUCGCUAUUCGGUCUGAUUUGAUAAUGGAAAGAAGUGACCGUAAUAAUUAUUAUCUGAUGUGUUUCGCCGCAAUUUCAUAUACUUCCUUCUGUACGGGAAAGAAAGUUAUGAGCACUUUUUGUUCGAAAAUGGUAUAUUGGUUAAACUUAUCUUGCCACUCUUAACUGUACAAAUAUACAACAAUAUACGUCAUAAUCAAUAAUACUGCAAUAAUUGCGUGCUAUAGCAUUCGUCAAAGACAUAAUGUCUGAUAAAUGUCUGAAAUUGAAAAUUAUUUACAAGGAUUAAUUGCCCACCUUUCAUCUAAUGAUGAGUAUAUUUUGUUGCGUUGAAUAUUUGACGUUACUUCUUUCUAUUUUUGAAUUUUUAAUUUCUCUUGAGCAACAGACUUCCAUGCUUUUGAAUGAUAUUGUCAUUACUUUUUCGUGUUUGCUGUAAUGUAGUGUAUAGGUUUAUAAAAACAAAAAAAAAAAAAAAAGGCAUUCGAUAAUAUUUUGUGAGGAUAUAAUAAAAUAAAUCUAUUGCUAUUAUUAUCUUUUUUGUUAUAGUCUUCCGACAAUAUCGCCAAAGUAAAGAAGUUCAAAGGUUCGUUGUCACAUAAUUAACACAUAUUCCAUGCAUGAAAUAAUGUUGGAAUUGAUUCAAACGUUUAUCACUUCUAUCAAUUGAUUAAUGUUUUUUGUAUUCCUGAAUUCCAUGAAAAAAUGUUUUAUUAUGUACCCAUCGAUUCGAUAGGUAGAAUAGGUAGAAGAAUUUGUUGCCUCUACGAAAACUUGUUUUUGUGUCGAUACACCUGGUUUAUACAGAAAGUACAUAACGUCACUUCUGACCAUUAGAAAAAAUAAAUAAAAAUAAGAAUAAAAAAAAAGACUGAAAAUCAUCUAGCAACAUUAUUACAUAAUGGUUUUUUUUCAUAAUGAUUUCAACCACUGAUAAUAUAUUAGUGAUUCUAAGAUACUGAAAAUGGAACUGGUUUGUUUUCAUCAUACAUUGUCAAUAAACAUAAGCCAUUCUGAUGGAAAUCAGAUUACAGGUCGCUUUUGAAUGAACCUUGUGGCAAUUGAAUAUCUUUAUUUGUAAGUCACAGGCAAGCUAACAAGCGUUGCAACAUAUGAAAUCUCAAAUACGUUGCACGAAUUUUCUAUUUUGCUUGUCGCUGAAGAUAAAUAUUUUGCCAAAGUUUGGAUAAUCAUUAGAUUCCAUACUCGGUCUGAGUCGUUUUUAGAACGAUAAAAAAAAAAAACUAAGCAAUAUGUUGAUCCUCAGAACGUAAGUCCUGUGCCUUUUGUGCCUCUGAAUUAUGUUGAAAUGAUCUGGCACCAAAGAGAUAUGCAAUGACCAAAUUUACCGUCAAGUAAAAUAAAGAAAUUAUACAAACCUGAAAA
This is a messenger RNA of Athalia rosae (coleseed sawfly), 6001 nucleotides long. It is a transcript of the gene MED26, whose product is annotated as mediator of RNA polymerase II transcription subunit 26. Gene Ontology annotation, biological process: positive regulation of gene expression; regulation of transcription by RNA polymerase II. NCBI's taxonomy places the organism in Eukaryota, Metazoa, Arthropoda, Insecta, Hymenoptera, Athaliidae. The record is from RefSeq and is a predicted model, not a curated record. The transcript is spliced from 4 exons. Bases 407 to 2050 code for a protein of 547 amino acids. Gene Ontology annotation, cellular component: core mediator complex; nucleus; mediator complex. Gene Ontology annotation, molecular function: transcription coregulator activity.